Messenger RNA from Sphenostylis stenocarpa, 1662 nucleotides. NCBI's taxonomy places the organism in Eukaryota, Viridiplantae, Streptophyta, Magnoliopsida, Fabales, Fabaceae. The record is from the annotation of a GenBank genome assembly.
AUGAACGGGCAUGAAAAUGAAGAACGUGUUUUUGAGAUUGGGGUGGUGAUUCCUAAGAGAGUAGUGAGUCAGGAGGAAGACGAAUCUUGUGACUGCUCAUAUGUCCUUUUAAAGGAGUUUGAGAAGGUGGGGUUUGAAGUUGAGAGAGUUAUUGGCAUUGCAGAUGAAUUCAUCAAGUUGGCUGCACCUUUGGAAACGUUGGGGAGGGCUGCAGCUGAACUGCAAAUCAAGAAAAGGACUCAUAUUGGUAUAUCACAAAUCCCUCGAGGGGGGACAUCUGUUAUGCCUGUAAACAACAGUGACUCAGCCAAAAUCCUUAAAUUUGAUGGAAAAGAAAUCCAUUGGGAAAGUGGGGAGAAUCUACUUCUGAAAUUGGAAUCAGAGAACAUUGUUAAGCAAGCCAUUGAAGUUGGUGGUGCUUACUGUUUUCUUCGUCAUGGUGAUACUUUGGGCUAUAAUGUUUUCUCAGUUCUGGAAGCAUGGCCUGUUAGUUCUUUAGAUGCAAGUGACCAAGGAAACAAGACUUCAGGCAGGAAUGCCGGUUGUUGGCAGCCCCCAAUGGAACUCAUGAAAGUAUUUGAGUCUGAUAAAGUUAAAGAGAAGGAAGCAUUCCAGAAAUCUGAGUGGCUGGGGCGUCUCAUGCGAUUCAGAAAUGAUGCUAUCAUUAUCUUCAGCAUCAUUUGCCUCCAGUUACCAUUUGAGUUGGCAUAUGCUCAUCUUUAUGAAAUUCUUGAUUAUGAUAUAAUUAAGUUUGGGCUCACUGCUGUUUACCUUUUCGCCAUUCAGUAUAUUACCAAGAUUGGUGGCAAUAUGUCUGUCAAACUUAUCAUGAAAGAAAACAAUGAAAACACAGAAAAACAGGCUGACAGCUUGGUCUACAAGGUCUUUGGUCUGUACUUUAUGCAGACAUACAUUGGAAUCUUUUAUCAUGCCCUGUUGCAUCGAAAUUUUAAAACUCUUCGUCGAGUGUUGAUUCAGCGGCUUCUUCUGUCUGAGGUGUUGGAAAACUUAUUGGAAAAUUUAUUGCCUUAUCUCAAGUAUAGCUACAAAAAGUACAGUGUUCGACACAAGAAAGGAGAAGAAAGUGAACAAAUCCAGUUUACUUCUAGAGUAGAGAAAGAAUAUCUUAAGCCCUCUUACUCUGCUAGCAUCGGCGACGAGCUUGAAGAUGGAUUAUUUGAUGAUUUCUUGGAAUUGGCAUUACAGUUUGGAAUGAUUUUGAUGUUUGCUUGUGCAUUCCCACCUGCAUUUGUUUUUGCUGCUGUGAACAACAUUAUGGAAAUCAGAACAGAUGCAUUCAAGCUGCUAGCCAUUUUGAGGCGGCCUGUUCCUCGUGCUGCUGCAACAGUAGGAGCCUGGCAUAACAUAUUUCAGUUUCUCAUAUUGAUGGCUAUAUGCACCAACUGUGCUCUUUUGGCGUGGCUAUAUGAUGAGGAGAGGAAAUGGAAAAUAGAGCCAGGACUUGCUGCAAUUUUAAUCAUGGAGCAUGUUCUCGUGUUGAUUAAGUUUGGCUUCUCUCGAUUAGUUCCUGAGGAACCUGCUUGGGUAAGAGCCAGCCGUGCAAAACGCACUUCACAUGCUCAGAAUAUGUGUUCUAAGAAGCUUUUAAGGACUAUAUCUGGAGUAAAGAAGAAUUAUAAAGAAGAGAAAAAGUUGGAUUGA